Molecule: messenger RNA, 2264 nt
Organism: Etheostoma spectabile (orangethroat darter)
Lineage: Eukaryota; Metazoa; Chordata; Actinopteri; Perciformes; Percidae
Gene: josd2
Product: Josephin domain containing 2
Exons: 5
Coding region: 426-980 (184 amino acids)
Biological process (GO): protein deubiquitination
Molecular function (GO): cysteine-type deubiquitinase activity
Source: RefSeq, a predicted model, not a curated record
GCUUCAACACUGCAACGUCCGUGCUGAGCUCUGACCGCCUGGUGGACUGGGAACGUUUGCGGACAUAAGUUUCCUUUACGUGUAUUUUACCGUAUUUUAUUUGAACGAGCAAACAGAAUCGAAACGACGGGUUAAAGCGACGGAUUUGCGUGCUCCAGUGCAGCUGUGAAUUAUGGGCGUGUCAGCCACACAACAACAACAACAACAACAUCACAACAAAAACCGCGGAUCUGCUUCCGGUUUCUGGAUGUAGCUGUCAGACUCCGGCAUUUAUUUAUUUUUUACGUGAAAGCGCUUCAUCAGCAGGUCAGUAGCUUCACGCACCUAUUGUCGAUUAAUAAUAGUUCACUUGUCUUUGUUUUGCUGUCAGCAAGCAAACACAGAGUCUAACCAGCAGGCUGUCACGGUUUAGCUUACGCUUUAGUAUGAGCGAAGGAGAAGUGUUUCAUGAGAAGCAACGGUUGGAGCUGUGCGCGAUUCAUGCACUCAACAACGUGCUCCAGGAGCGGGUGUUCACCAAAGAGACAGCCGACGACAUCUGCAAACGGCUGGCUCCACAGUGUGUGGUGAACCCUCAUCGCUCAGUGUUAGGUACAGGAAACUACGACGUCAACGUCAUCAUGGCGGCACUACAGAGUCGGGAACUGGCUGCAGUGUGGUGGGACAAACGCAGGAUGGUUCAGAGCCUUUGCAUGUCAAAGGUCCAGGGUUUUAUUCUUAAUGUCCCAUCACGAGUAUCUCUUGGGAUCGUGUCCCUCCCACUCAGACGGCGGCACUGGCUCGCGGUUCGACAAGUUAAUGGACAGUACUACAACCUGGACUCCAAACUGAAGAGUCCUGUCUGUAUUGGGGGAGAAGAAGAACUACGCACAUUUCUCAGCGAACAGCUUUCUCAGGAUGUGGCAGAGAUGCUCCUUGUCGUCAGGCGGGACGUGGAGGAGGACGGUUCAUGGCUGAAUGCUGACAAUGCCAAGAAGUGAUGCCUUGGGAUGGGAUUGACCUUAAGAUAGCAUGGAAAAAAAACUCCUCUGGGAUUUUUUUUUUUUUUUUUUUUUUUUAAACCUCAUUACAGAAAACUCUUCAGGGAAUGCACUAAAAUACAUUUGAUAUCUACACACAGAGAAAAUUCCAAAUAGAGGCAGAGAUGGGCUACUGAGAUGAAGAACUGUUUUGGAUGUAAUAGCUGUAAAAGCUUUUGCUCUGAUAUGACUCAUGUAUCUACGUUGUCCUUCUCUAAGCUAACCAAGUUUGAGGCAAAUGUGAGCUUGUUUGAUGAAACUUGAGUUGUGACAUAUGACUGAACUUUCGAUGUUAUAUGGUAGGAAGAUUGCAGUGUUUGUGCAUGAAAAACCAUCUGCAAUAAGGAUAACUGGACUACUUUGAGUGCUAAAACAUCACCAAGAUACAAUCGAGUCACCAAAAUCGGAUCAGUAUGUGCUCUACGUACAAGAUGUCAACAUGUGUCCAUUAUCAAGCAGCACUUGAGUGCACCGUCUCUUCCCACAACCAUUGUUGUAAACCUUCUAUGCACUGCAGUUAGAUUGGUAGCACUGUUCGUCUUUGUGUGUGUUCACACAGGUACAGGUACCGUGAAGGCAUCACUUGGUGAGGCAUUGUAGGACCGACGGUGUCUUUGCCUGUUUUCACGCAUUAACUACAACGCUUCAGGCAUUUUUCAUAGCGUGCCACGGUUUUUAGAUUUUUAAAUGUGUUUUGUUGUCUACUGGUCUAAUGUUGUUUUUCUCUUAUUUAGCUGUAAUGUUAAAAACAAAUGUGGCUGAGAUCUGUAAUCCAUCACGAUAACCAUUGUGACCCUUCUUUUGUUUUUGUCAAAGCAAUGUUAUUGAUGUGUGAUAAUGCAGCUGACUCCACACAGUAAUGAAGCUUUGACAAAGUAAAAGCAGGCAUGACUUUGAUUAGGAUGCAUUAUCCAUUUCAUUCGGGUCUCAAGUCUCUACAGGUUGAGUAUUACACAGCUGUAUCAUGAGUGAAUGAAGUUAGAAAGAUCAUGGUAUUUUCAAAUCUAAAAGGAAAGGUUCCAGGAAUAUAAAGUACACUAUUGAUUAGUUUUAAAUAACUCUUAAGCAAAAACACUGGUUUUGUGACUAUGUAAACUUUAUGUUUGUAUUUUGUCUUUCCUAUGAUCUAUGCAUAUCGAAAAUAAUAGUAGCGCUGUCUCUAACUCACAUAUAAACCGAAGCUCAGAGGUUCAUAAUAGUGAAACUAAUUUAUAUUAAACUUUGACCUCUUGUUUAAAGUAUGAA